CGGAUCCAGUUUUAGCCAGUCCCUAUAAAAAUACAGGUUAAGUAAACUUCAAGACGUAAACCAAACAAAAAAUACUUUUCCAAAAAGUGAAAGAUAUGUGAAUUAUAAAAAAAUAACUUUGCCAGUGAAUAAUAGUACAGUUUGAUAUUUUAUAAAGUCGGCCUAGCUGUCAAACAGUUUUAUGAGUUGGUUGUUAAGCACCUUAUUCCCUAGCAUGAAUUACCAAGAAGUAAAUAUGACAUUUCUAAAACCGUUUAUAGUUGAAGCUGAUCCAUCCAACGGCUUUGUUAUUCUAAACAAGUACAUACCUGAAGAAAUAUUACUGAAAAUAUUUACUUAUUUAGAUCCUAAGGAUAUCUUAAAAUGUUCUCUGGUUUGCAAAACCUGGUUUAAUAUUACUAGGUCGAAUAUUCUAUGGCAUGAGAUCUAUAACCUAAAAGAGCACAGUACAAGAGCCAAAAAUCUUCCUUGGUAUGUGUUUUACAACUACCUAACAACAGAAAAUUACACAAAUUUAAUAAAAAAUGGAAACGGCGAAGAGCAAUUUAACCACUGGACCAUUGUAAGUAAUGGAGGUGAUGGAUUUAUUAUCGAAAAUGAGCCCGUAGGUAGUGAUCCUUUGCCCCAAGGCGUCCCUGAAUUCCACGGGCAUACCAGUUGUUUUGCCACAUCAUUUUAUGAUUGCUGUAAAUAUCAGAAAAUUGAUUUAUCAAACAAAAGGCUCUUGAAACAUAUAAUUAAUAGGUAUAAACCAUCAAUUUACCUAAGUGAAUGGUUUGCUGGAAGGUUUGACUGUUCAUGCAUUUAUAAAUUAGGAGUGGUGGUCAAUUCAGUGAACCACAAAUGGAAAUCUGGAGAACAACGAAGAUUUCACCAUUGGCGAGAAAGGAACAACCACAAGCUUAGCAAUUCGCCAUUUUACUUAGACAUUAAUAGAACUGUUGAAAGUUUUCAGGGAAAGGAGUGGGAAAAGGUCGAAUUAGUUUACAACAACUAUUCACCUUAUAAAAUAGACAGCAUAGGAUUUGUCCAUGGAGGGAGAGACGAUCAGUUUUGGAAAGGACAUUAUGGUAGUAAAAUGGCCGGCGGGGUAUUAAAAUUUGAUUUUGCAUCGAUCCAACCUCUACCUGAAGAUGAAUCUUUUAGUGCAGAAAUGUGUAGUGAUUAAAGGCGUUUAUUGUUAAUACCAAUGAGUGAAACAGUUCAUUGAUUUUGUGAUAUACGUAGGUAUUUAUAAUCUUGUAUUAAAUUGUUAAGGAGAUCUGGAACCCGAUCUCACUACCUUUCUAUUUUUGAUAACAUUAUUGUACUUGUUAAAAAAUUGUUCUUUUUUAUUUGUUUAGAUAUAAGAAAAUGUUUCUUGAUCAUUUUUAAUAGAUAGUUAAGGCGAUUAACGGUAAAAUAUUCACAAAUAGCUUAGCAUUGUUAUUUUAUCAAUAUUUUGUUUGUUUAUAAAAUACGUUUUAAGUAAAUUAAAGAA
Messenger RNA from Anthonomus grandis grandis, 1480 nucleotides. Its product is annotated as F-box only protein 6-like. Gene Ontology annotation, biological process: glycoprotein catabolic process; SCF-dependent proteasomal ubiquitin-dependent protein catabolic process. Gene Ontology annotation, cellular component: cytoplasm; SCF ubiquitin ligase complex. The coding region runs from base 182 to 1168 and encodes 328 amino acids. NCBI's taxonomy places the organism in Eukaryota, Metazoa, Arthropoda, Insecta, Coleoptera, Curculionidae. The record is from RefSeq and is a predicted model, not a curated record. The transcript has 5 exons. Gene Ontology annotation, molecular function: ubiquitin protein ligase activity; protein binding.